Messenger RNA from Anthonomus grandis grandis, 1811 nucleotides. RefSeq lists its product as uncharacterized. Bases 741 to 1310 code for a protein of 189 amino acids. Lineage: Eukaryota; Metazoa; Arthropoda; Insecta; Coleoptera; Curculionidae. The transcript is spliced from 2 exons. The record is from RefSeq and is a predicted model, not a curated record. Gene Ontology annotation, cellular component: nucleus. Gene Ontology annotation, molecular function: DNA binding.
GACAUCCUUGUUUGACCCGCGUGAUUUUAUAGAGAUGCUAUUCGUAGAUAGGAUUGUUUCGCAUGGAUCUAAGGCUGGAAUAUUAGGGGGCGAAUCGGAGAGAUAAAAGUGAUUAUGAUUAUCUAUAUUGCGUGGUUUUAAGUUUUUGAUAAUUACGUGAAACAUCAUGAGGAUUCAUUGAGUUAUAGGAUGUUUACCUGCAUUGGAGCAAUUUUUUUAAUGUAAAUUAAGCGACAAUGCGUACUAAAUGGUGUAAAUUAGGUAAAAAUGCCAAGACAUUAUAAGAAAAAAGUGGGGGGGCGUACCUACGCUAAUUCAACAGCUGAUUUACAAAAUGCACUUGCCGCCAUUAGGGGUGGUAUGUCGCAAGCAAAGACAAGCCAAAAAUUUCAAAUUUCGCGGCGAACCCUUCAAAACAAGUUGAAGGGCAGCCACGAACGGCACCCAGGUCACCCAACCGUGUUUACCCCCAUGGAGGAGAACUUGUUGACAAAGACAUUGAGUGAUUGAGGUUUUCCCUUUACAAAAGCGGAUAUUCGGCAAGUGUUGCAUACAUAUUUAGAAAAAAAGGUCGUGUUGUUAAAGAAUUCAAGGACAAUGUUCCAGGUAGUGAUUUUCUAGAAUACUUUAUCACCAGAAACAACCUUAGUAUUCGUUUAGCCGCGAAUAUCAAACGAACACGUGCAGCGGUAGGACCAAAUGCUAUAAAUGAGUUUUUUGAGAAUAUUAAAGACGUUUUAAUGGAUGCAGAUCCUCGACUGGUCUUGAACUAUGAUGAGACCAACGUUCAGGAUGAUCCUGGAGCUAAGAAGGUGGUGGUCCCCAGGGGAACAAAACGCGUUGAACGGGUCCAGCAACAUUCGAAAGCAUCGGUUAGCAUUAUGGUAUGCGGCAAUGCCGCAGGUGAGCUGUUGCCGCCAAUGGUUGUUUACAAAGCCGGAAAUUUGUACGCGAAUUGGACCCAAGGAGGUCCGCCUGGAACGGUUUAUGCCAAUACAUCUAGUGGUUGGUUUGAUAUGAUUCAAUUCGAGAAAUGGUUUUUCGAUAUUCUGCUGCCUAAAAUUAAAGAUAUGAACACUCCUGGGAAAAAAGUUGUAAUCGGAGAUAACUUAGCCUCUCAUUUCUCUCCUUUAAUAAUCCAGGCAUGCGAGCAGAACAACAUUUAUAUGACACCUUUACUCCCAAAUAGCACGCAUAUAAUGCAACCAUUAGAUGUUGCAGUCUUCGCACCCAUGAAAAAAAAAAUGGCGGGAAAUCUUGGACAAAUGGAGAAAUUAAACUAUAAGUCCAGCCAGCGCCUCCAUUCCUAAAGAAUAUUUCCUAAAUUUUUAAAUAAUGAAAACUUUGAUGCAGAACCAGUGGCUGGUCCCUCAGGAACUCAAAAGAUGAUUAUAGAAACCAGUGAUGAAGAUAGCGACGAUCUUGCACUGAUCAACAUUUCAAACAGCUUCUAGCAAAGCAUUGCCUUCAAGGAAGCCAAGAAAAAGAAAAGUGAAAACUAAAAACGAUGGUAAUUGUGCAAUUUGCUUUAAAAAAUGGAAAAACUACCGAGGUCCUGAUUGGAUUCGGUGUUGUCAGUGUUGUAAAUGGAUUUGCGGAAUUUGCAACGAAGAAAGUGUAGAUCAAUUUUACGUCUGCAUGGACUGCACAAAUGUUGAUUUUAAUUCCGACGACAGUGUGAAGGAUAAGGACUUCUGUAUUUAAAAACAUCAGUUAUAAUUUCUUUGUUUUUUUUUUCGGUUUUUACAUAAAAAUAAUAUGUUAAUUUUCUGUUAUUGGGUUUUUGUAAUAAAUGAUAACUUAAUUUUCUA